Acanthoscelides obtectus is the source of this 1029-nucleotide messenger RNA. The record is from the annotation of a GenBank genome assembly. NCBI's taxonomy places the organism in Eukaryota, Metazoa, Arthropoda, Insecta, Coleoptera, Chrysomelidae.
UAGGCGGAGUACUGGGUAUCGUCAUAUUCAUUAGCGUAGUCCGUGUUGUAUAGGUCUGGUUCACCGUAGUCGGAAUAAUCGUAAGAAUCAGAGGCGACAUAAUUAAUUCGAUUGGGAGGAUUUUGUCUAAAAUUUCUUUGAAAAUUAGGGUUUUGAAAAUUUGGAUUGCUCUGAAUUACAGAGGGUCUUGGCGCACUCGAGUUAGGCACAUUUGGUCGUAUUACAGAUGGUCUGGGAGGAUAUUGAUUAGAAUUUUGAUGGUAGUUAGACGUAGAUGGUCUAACUUGCAUAGGUUGAUUCGGCCUAGGGUAAUUUUGAGGUUGGGGCUGGUUAAACUGUCUUGGGGCAAAGCUUGUAGGCUGUUGUCUCCGUUGGCAUUCAUUUGCCAAGUGACCGGGACGAUUACAAAAAUUACAAAUUUUAGGGUUUGGUCUUCGAAUAACUGAAUUUUGAUUCGGGUUUGGGGCCCUGGCGAAUUUUUGUCGUUCCAAAUAUGAAAGUUGUAACUCUCGUUUGAUAUACGAAACUGCGGUCAAGAUAUCCGUGGGAUGUCCUGAUCGCACAACAGGUCCUAUUUUUGAGUCUAAUCCUGUUAAUAGACAAUUUAAAGUCAUCGUUUCGAUGAGGGAACUUUGAGCAGAUUUUUGCUCGCGAUUUAGAUUUUGCCUAUUUACGGCGGAAUGCAUUUUGGCUGCAUGCGUCUGCAGUCUAGAUGCAAAGGUUAGGGGUGAUUCGUUGGGGAGUUGGCGCAUGUGUUGAAGAUCCGCGAUUAAAGAUGUGAGAUCUCUAAGAUCUCCAAAGUGGGUUUCUAACAGGGACCGUAUGUCUUCCCACGUGGAAGGGUUUCGGCUGUUCACAAGUUCGGCGGCACGUCCACGAAGUUUGUUUUUAAUAUGUAAAACGACGAGAAGCCGCUGCUCCUCGACGGCCAUUUGAUACGCCGUUCGGCACGCGUUGAUGAAGGUCGAUAGCAAUAUCGGGUUUCCAUCGUACUCGGGUACAAUCGAAAAUAUUUCAGAUAAUCUAUAA